This is a messenger RNA of Haemonchus placei, 921 nucleotides long. NCBI's taxonomy places the organism in Eukaryota, Metazoa, Nematoda, Chromadorea, Rhabditida, Trichostrongylidae. The record is from the annotation of a GenBank genome assembly.
AUGUCCGACCAAAACAACUGUACACCGGAAACUGUUGAAGAAUGUAAUCUAGCUCUGAAAGCCAUAACUAGCAAAGUUGUAGAACACUUAAACUUGGAGUCGAAGAUACUAAUCCAGGGACAAGAAGAUAUACUCACCCUUUCAGAAUACGAGGCACUCUUCGCUGCCGACAUGACGAUAUGUGAAAACGCCCUCGAUGUUAUUUUGGACCUUGCCAGAAAACAAAAAGCAUAUUUGGAAUCAUUGGUUGCUGUGAGAAGUUUUGAACGGUCUGUUCCAUCUACCUUGGCGAAUGCUUUGAAACAAGCAACUACAGAGUCUAACAAAGCACUUGGACCACAAUUCUCAUCUGAUGCAGCUCGUCGUAUUCUCAGCGCCUUGGAGUCGCACGAAAAUUUUUCUGAAAAGGCGGAGUCUAAGAGCGCUCAACAACAGCAGAAUUCUACAAAAGGAACAACUCAAGACUACUCUGUCGAUCGUCGAUGUCACGCAGAAACGAUUAAUGGCAAACAAAUAUCGUCGUCAGGCGGAUGCUCACUUGAUGGAUCCCUCAUUGUGGACGGUGUUGAAAGUAGUGAUCAGAACGGUUUACGCACCUUUUCUCCCGUUCGCGUCCCUCCACAGCCUAAUUUCGACGAUAGCGAUUUGGAAUCGUUUUGUGAGGUGUCAUCAAAACCACGAAACCCUCCAAAAAUCGGUAACGAGUCAGGUCUGGCUGGAGAUCCAAAGAAGAUGGUAACAUUCGAGCGUCCACCUGGCAUCUUGAAAACCAUUGAAAACACUUCGAUUCCGGCGCAAUGUGAAGAAAGCAAGCCGCUCUUGAAUUCUGUCCUGAAUCCUAUAUGGCUAUCGUCAACGUACCAACCUCCGCAGAGACCGAAGUUCACUUCAUCUAUAGGUCGCAUGUAUAAUCAAGAAUAA